AUGGCCUUGACUACUCCCACCAUUUUUGCUAUCAUUGCCGUCGUUCUCAUUGUCUUGAAGCUUUUGACCGUAGGUCGCCGUGAUAAGAACUACCCCCCUGGCCCACCUACCGUACCUAUUCUCGGCAAUAUUCAUCAGAUGCCCACGCGAGAUGCACACCUCCAAUUUCAGAAGUGGGCCAACGAAUAUGGUCCCGUCUAUAGUUUGAUGCUCGGCACCAGAGUCCUGAUAGUGCUAUCUAGUGACCAAGCAGUCAAGGAUCUCCUUGAUAAACGCAGCGCUAUAUAUUCUGCCCGUCCAGACAUGUAUAUAGGGCAGGAGCUCUGCAGCGGAGGUCUGCGAUUCUUAAUGAUGGAAUACGGUCCGACAUGGCGCUACUUUCGCAAAAUGUCCCACGCCUUGCUCAACGUCACGGUAGCCAAGACGUACAUUGCCUAUCAGCUCCUCGAGAACAAGCAAAUGCUUCACGAUAUGCUCGUGGCUCCAGACCGUUGCUUGCAGAACAUCCGUCGAUAUUCCAAUUCUUUGACCACGACCAUGGUCUUCGGUUGGCGAACUUCCACAUACGACGACGCCAAGAUGAUGCAACUCUUCGAAGGCUUCUCCGAAUUCGUACAGAUCAAUCAAACCGGUACUGCAGCAUUACUUGAUUCGUUCCCUUUUCUCCGAAAGCUUCCGGACUGGCUUCUGCCUCUACAGACAAGAGCUAAAGAAUCAUUUCGGAAGGAAAGAGAGCUCUAUGUAGGUCAUUGGCUUACUGCCAAAGAAGCAGUAAAGGCUGGCACCAUCCGACCCUGCUUCUGUGUCGGCAUGGCACAAGCUCAGCAAGAAGAAGGCUUUUCGGAUGAACAGGCUGCCUACAUUUCCGGAACAUUGCUCGAAGCUGGCUCUGACACCACUUCAAACACUCUCUAUGCUUUUGUGCAAGCAAUGCUGCUAUUUCCCGAGGUUCAGAAGAAGGCCCAGGACGAGAUCGAUCGUGUCGUUGGCAGCAGUCGACUGCCCAACAUGGAUGACGAACCACAUCUUCAGUACCUCCGAGGCUGCGUGAAGGAAAGUCUUCGAUGGAUGCCAACAACCAUCCUCGGCUCGGUCCCUCAUGCUGUCACCAGAGAUGACGUUUAUAUGGGCUACAAGAUCCCAAGAGGUGCAGCUGUGAUGAACAAUGUAUGGGGCAUUCACAUGGAUCCCAAUCGCUCACCAGAUCCUCGACGUUUCGACCCAGACAGAUUCAAGGAUGACUUCUUGAAUUGCGCGGACUCAGCAACUCAGCCAGAUGCUUCGAAGCGAGAUGCUUUUACGUUUGGAGCGGGCAGAAGGAUCUGUCCAGGUAUGCACGUUGCGGAAGCAUCUCUCUUCCUCGGCAUGUCCAGACUUCUGUGGGCCUUUGACAUCAAGCCUGUCAUUGAUCCUGCGACAGGUCAAGCGAUUUUGCCUGACCCCGAUAGGUUGACUCAAGGAAUCAUGGCUAUGCCCGAGGAGUUUGAGGUCAAGAUCGUUCCCAGGGAUCAAAACCGAGCAGAUCUCGUUGAGAACGAAUGGCAGGAGGCGGAAGAGCUCGUAGAUCCUAUCACCAAGCAGUGGAAGCGGACACCAGAGGGUAUGGUGUUACCAAGUGUAUAG
Messenger RNA from Aureobasidium namibiae CBS 147.97, 1623 nucleotides. RefSeq names its product cytochrome P450. The record is from RefSeq and is a predicted model, not a curated record. Gene Ontology annotation, molecular function: oxidoreductase activity, acting on paired donors, with incorporation or reduction of molecular oxygen; iron ion binding; monooxygenase activity. Lineage: Eukaryota; Fungi; Ascomycota; Dothideomycetes; Dothideales; Saccotheciaceae. The coding region runs from base 1 to 1623 and encodes 540 amino acids. The transcript is spliced from 3 exons.